Molecule: messenger RNA, 1418 nt
Organism: Rhinolophus ferrumequinum (greater horseshoe bat)
Lineage: Eukaryota; Metazoa; Chordata; Mammalia; Chiroptera; Rhinolophidae
Gene: PRIM1
Product: DNA primase subunit 1
Exons: 13
Coding region: 66-1325 (419 amino acids)
Biological process (GO): DNA replication, synthesis of primer
Cellular component (GO): alpha DNA polymerase:primase complex
Source: RefSeq, a predicted model, not a curated record
AGCGCCGGCUGUGCGGUUCCCGCCAAUUCUUGCGGUAAUCCUGCCGGGGCUGAGUACUGUGCUCCAUGGAGGCGUUUGAUCCCGCGGAGCUGCCGGAGCUGCUUAAGCUUUAUUACCGGAGGCUUUUUCCCUACUCCCAGUACUAUCGCUGGCUCAACUAUGGCGGAGUAAUAAAGAAUUACUUUCAACACCGUGAAUUUUCAUUCACGUUGAAAGAUGAUAUUUACAUUCGCUACCAAUCCUUCAACAACCAGAAUGAUCUGGAAAAGGAGAUGCAGAAAAUGAAUCCAUAUAAGAUUGAUAUAGGCGCGGUAUAUUCUCACAGACCCAAUCAACAUAAUACAGUGAAGCUGGGAGCUUUCCAGGCUCAGGAAAAAGAACUGGUGUUUGACAUUGACAUGACAGAUUAUGACGAUGUGAGGAGAUGCUGUAGUUCUGCAGACAUAUGUUCUAAGUGCUGGACGCUCAUGACCAUGGCCAUACACAUCAUUGACCGAGCAUUGAAGGAGGACUUUGGAUUUAAGCAUCGCCUCUGGGUAUAUUCUGGAAGAAGAGGUGUUCAUUGUUGGGUCUGUGAUGCAUCAGUCAGAAAAUUGUCCUCUGCUGUACGUUCAGGGAUAGUUGAGUAUUUGAGUCUUGUAAAGGGUGGUCAAGACGUUAAAAAGAAAGUUCACCUAAGUGAAAAAAUUCACCCUUUUGUCAGAAAAUCUAUAAACAUAAUAAAUAAAUACUUCGAGGAAUAUGCCUUGAUUGAUCAGGAUAUUCUUGGAAAUAAAGAAAGCUGCGAUAAGAUUUUAGCCCUGGCUCCUGAAACAAUUCAUGAUAAGCUUCAGGAAGCCUUCCAAAACUGUCACAAUUCACUUCAGCGUUGGGAGGAAGUGAAGAAAAUAGCCAGAUGUCCGAAUAACAUCAAAAAUAACAAAUGUGGACCCUGGCUUGACUGUGAGAUCAUGCUCCAGUACUGUUUUCCACGACUGGAUAUCAAUGUUAGCAAAGGAAUCAAUCAUUUGCUGAAGAGCCCUUUUAGUGUUCAUCCUAAAACAGGUCGAAUUUCUGUGCCUAUUGAUUUACAGAAAGUGGAUCAGUUUGAUCCAUUUACUGUUCCAACCAUAAGUUCCAUCUGCCAUGAAUUAGAUGCCAUUUCCACUAAUGAAAAGGAAAAAGAAGAGAAUAAAUCUGAAUCCGAUAUCAAACAUAGAACCAAAGAUUAUAAGAAGACCAGUCUAGCUCCUUAUGUAAAAGUUUUUGAACAGUUUCUUGAAAACCUGGAUAAAUCCCGAAAAGGAGAACUUCUCAAGAAGAGUGAUUUACAAAAAGACUUCUGAAGAUAACAACUCUCCUCCAACCAAUAUGGAUAACUUCUACCUUCAACGAAGAAUCAAAUGCUUCAAGUCAUCUAAUAAAUGUGGCAAACCAUG